AUGAGCAACGACAUUGCAAUUGCAGCCCUCGCGCGGUUCAUAACGGUGUCCGACCGCAUGAGCAAUUUCAGAGCGACCAUAGAAACUCCAGGGCCGUCAGCUCCGUCCGUCCACACCUGCAAAGUCCGUAAGGAACAAGUCCGCUCACUCUGGGAAAAGGCCGAAAAAGAAUUCGAAGCGUGUUUAGACACGAUUUCCAGCAUUACGACUGAAGGAGCGGAGGAGAUUCUGGCGACUCUGCAUCGAAAGUAUGAAUAUUGCUAUUCGGUGUACGAGGAGCUAUCAGUUCAUCUCAGCGAGCUGAUGGACCAAGCCACUCCGCAGCAGUCGACAGCGAGCACCACUAAUCAGUCCGCUUACAUUUCGUCUGGUUCCGAAUCAGGCCAGGCUCUGAAAGAUCUUCAGAGCACAAUCCAAGGGUGUUUGGUCGCUCUGGCUCAUUCCAAAAUUUCCACAGAGAAUUGGGACUGUCUCCUGGUAUUCCUGUGCGCCAGUAGAUUACCGAAACUGACCCUCUCCUUAUGGGAGCAGUCCCUUUCAUCGAAGUCCGACAUUCCGACUUGGGAUGAGAUGAACACGUUUCUUGGUGACCGAUACCGAACGCUAGAGGCGAUUGAGGACAUGAAACCAAGCUACAGCAAUCACUCUACCACUAAGAGUCAACCCGUCUCCAGGAGGCUCAACUCCUUCGAAGCUAAAGUGGUUUCCAAACCGAAGAAUUGCGAUCUGUGCUCAAAGGAGAAUCAUCCAGUCCGCUUAUGCCAGCGUUUUCUCCAGAUGUCUGUCGAUGCGCGGACCAACUACAUCAAGAAGAAACAGCUGUGCCUAAAUUGUUUCGCGAGAGGCCAUCAGCUACGUGAAUGUACGAGCACUCACAGCUGUUUCACAUGUCGAGCUCGGCAUCAUACGUUGCUCCAUAAAGGCAACCCCAAUUCCAGUGGGUCAACUACGGGAAAUAUUUCUUCUGCAAGCCCACAAAAUCCAACUGUACAGAGGGCCGCCAACGCUUCAGAAAAUCUGCCCGGUGUGCAGAAUUAUUUCGCAACCGGUGCCAGAGCGGUUUUACUAGGUACAGCCAUCAUUGACAUUUGCCACUUGGGUACGAACUACAGGGCUCGCGCUCUAAUAGACUCGGGUUCUGAGGCUACGUUUAUUACGGAACGCCUGUUCAAUUUAAUUAAGCUGCCAUUCCGCCUCAUCCAAGCCCAAGUUUCGGGCUUAAAUAAGACCAUUUCCGCUCAGGCGACCAGGCUCUGCCAUUUUUCGAUUCGAGCUCCUAAUAAACCAGGCCUUCAGCUAGAAACCGCAGCUUACGUUCUGCCUGAAUUGGCCGGAACGCUACCGUCCUAUCCAAUCCCACGAGAUGCGCUGAGUGAUUUACCUGCUAUCCCCCUGGCAGAUCCUACAUUUCUUGAGAGCUCCCAGAUAGAUGUUCUGAUCGGAGCCGACAUGUUACCAUCCGUUCUGCUGAGCGGCAUGCGCACAAACAUUUGUGGCUCUCUUCUAGGUCAAGAAACUAUUUUUGGCUGGGUGCUUACCGGCCCAGUUUCAAGUACAUCUAGUCAGAAUCGAGUAUCCGCUUUCACGACCCAGAUAACCGAAACGGGUGACAGAGUCUUAGAAAAACUUCUCACUAAGUUUUGGGAGGUGGAGAAUAUACCCACUAAAAGGGUAAAGGACUCCGAUUCCUAUUGCGAAAACAAUUUUCUCCAAACGACCACUAGAGACGCAAGCGGGAGAUACGUAGUAUCUUUACCAUUUCGCGAGCCUGAAAAUCUCGGGUCCCAAUUGGGGCACUCGCGAUCCAGUGCCCUAGCUCAGUUUCUUAGAAACGAAAACCGUUUGAAGAGAGACUUUCCAUUAAAAGAGCAGUAUGACUCAAUCAUUCAAGAGUAUUUGGAUCUGGGUCAUAUGAGAGAAAUUCCCCCGUCGUACGAUUCUCCAAACUAUUACCUGCCACACCACGCGGUGAUCAAACCCGAGAGCACUACCGCCAAACUUCGCGUGGUAUUCAAUGCUUCUAGCCCUUCAUCCAAUGGGACAAGCUUGAACGACAUUCUUCAUGCUGGUCCAGUCCUACAAUCUGAUUUAACCAUUCAGAUAUUGAAGUGGCGUUAUUUCCAGUACGUGUUCAGCGCAGAUAUCACCAAGAUGUACCGUCAAAUCUGGGUCGACCCCAAACAUACGCCGUUCCAAAGAAUCUUAUUCCGGAAUAAAGAUGGAGAAGUAAACGAUUUCGAGUUAAAAGCAGUCACCUUUGGUGUGAACUGUGCACCAUUUCUGGCACUCCGCGUACUCCAACAAUUGGCAGACGACGUAGAAAAGGACUUCCCUACAGCAAGCAACAUUAUUCGUCACUUUAUGUACGUAGACGACGUUCUGGCAGGGACCACUUCCAUACAAGAGGCUCGACUGGCAAUCAGCGAACUUCGCCACGCUUUCAGCAGCGCCAGGUUCCCAUUGAGAAAGUGGACGGCCAACCAGAAGAGCAUACUCGAAGACAUCCCAAACGAGCAUCUACUCCACGAGGACUUUCGCGAUCUUCAUUCCGAAAGCUUUGCCAAAACACUGGGCGUUCGGUGGAAUGCGACCUCGGACGAGUUCUGUUUUGUUUCACCGCCAGUGUCGAUUAAAUCCACUCAUACGAAGAGAGAGGAGUUGGGCUGGGAUGAAAACAUCCCCACAGAAAUGGAUCAAAGAUGGCAAGAUUUUUUGCGCAGCUAUUCCGAGCUUGAGCAGAUCCGCAUUCCAAGGUGGGUUGGUUUCCAGCCAGGAGUGAAGGUAGAGCAUCACGGGUUUUGUGAUGCGUCUCAGAAGGCCUAUGGGGCCGCUAUAUACUUGCGGGUGGAAGUAGGCCACAACAUUAUGACACGUCUGCUUACCGCCAAAACCCGAGGCGCCCCUGUUAAAACGGUGUCCCUUCCACGGCUCGAGCUGUGUGGGGCAUUGCUGUUGUCAGAGAUGAUUGCAGCUGUCCUUCCGAAUAUGCCAAUUUCCAAUUCCGACAUUUUCUGCCGGACCGAUUCCACCAUCGUCCUCGCAUGGUUGAGCAAGCCGGCAUGCCACUGGACCACGUUUGUCGCCAACCGGGUGACAAAAAUUACUCAGGUAACGAGCGCUGAGCAUUGGGCGCAUGUGCGAUCUGAGCACAAUUCCGCGGACCUGGCCAGUCGAGGCGUUUCGCUGCGGGAGCUGGUUCAUAGCCAACUCUGGUGGGAAGGACCGGACUGGUUGCAACAGCCGAAGGACAUGUGGCCAACACGGGAGCUAGGACCUCCAGUCACAGACAUAGAGCAGCGUGCUGUGAAGGUCAAUUUCGCCAAGGCCCCAUCCGAAGAUUUUUUGGAACGUUUCUCCGCGUUGGACAAGGCUCUGCGGGUCCUUGCGUACGUAAUACGGUUCACUCAACGCUGCCGCAAGAUGCCGAGGGACGCUGCUGAGCGACCCACCAAGGAAGAGGUCCAAAAAGCUGAAAGAGUCCUCAUUCGAAAUGCUCAGCGGGGAGAAUAUACCCAAGAGCUCAAAGUCCUAAACGAUAAGCGUUCGAUUCCAGUUUCCAGCCCGAUCGCCAACCUGUUUCCAUUUCUAGACCAACAAGGCCUGUUAAGGGCAUGUGGGCGCAUUACGGCCUCAACGGCCCUCCAGUACGACGAGCAUCCUAUUAUACUGCCAUACAACUGUCGGUUAGCUCGUCUUCUCGUCCUUUUUUCACACCAGAUUUCCCUGCAUGGCGGCAACCAACUAGUGGUACGCCUCAUCCGAUCGAAGUAUUGGAUUCCUAAAAUCAAAAAUCUGGUAAAAGCUGUGCUGAAUUCCUGUAAGGCUAUCCAUUUAGAGCCUACGUCCGACCUGACAACGGAGAAGUUCCUCGCGACAUUUGCCCGAUUCGUCGCAAGAAGAGGUUGUCCUCAGCGAGUCCAUUCGGAUAAUGGCAAAACCUUUGUGGGGGCAGCGACUCUACUUUCUAGAGAUUUCAUGCAGACGAUCAAGGAGUCUGUAGCUGGAACCUAUAGCCAUCAGGGACUUGUGUGGCGGUUCAUUCCACCAGGGGCUCCACAUAUGGGAGGAUUGUGGGAGGCUGGAGUAAAGAGCUUCAAGGCACUCUUUUACAAGUCGACGUCAAGUCGGAAGCCGCUGUCUCCCAUGUCCGAAAAUCCAUCUGAGUUAUUGGCAUUGACGCCAGGCCAUUUUCUGAUUGGGGGACCUUUGCUUUCAACAGCUGAACCUGAAAUUAAGGGCGAUGCUCAGUCAAUUAUAAAUCGCUGGCAGCACUUAAAGGCCCUACAUCAGCAGUUCAGUGCGCGAUGGAAGGAGGAGUACUUAAAGGAACUUCACAAGCGCAAUAAGUGGCAGACUCCUUCCAGAGAUAUCCAAGUCGAUGACAUGGUGGUUGUCAAAGAAGACAACAUGCCAUCAAACGAAUGGCGGCUCGGCAGAGUUGUAUCUGUUCUUCCAGGAGCCGAUAGUAGAGUUCGCGUAGUUGAGAUCCGUACUGCUCGAGGGACUAUAACACGUCCCAUCCACAAACUAGUACUUCUUCCUAUGGAGGACCAGGCAACCUCCGCCUUUCCGAAAUAA
This is a messenger RNA of Drosophila ficusphila, 4578 nucleotides long. RefSeq lists its product as uncharacterized. Bases 1 to 4578 code for a protein of 1525 amino acids. Gene Ontology annotation, biological process: proteolysis. The transcript is spliced from 5 exons. Gene Ontology annotation, molecular function: nucleic acid binding; aspartic-type endopeptidase activity. The record is from RefSeq and is a predicted model, not a curated record. Lineage: Eukaryota; Metazoa; Arthropoda; Insecta; Diptera; Drosophilidae.